Molecule: messenger RNA, 840 nt
Organism: Oppiella nova
Lineage: Eukaryota; Metazoa; Arthropoda; Arachnida; Sarcoptiformes; Oppiidae
Source: the annotation of a GenBank genome assembly
UCAGUAAUAGGAUUAUUUAUUGGUGGCGCCUAUAUAACGUACUUAAAACCAGGUGCCAAAACACUAGCUAUAGUUGUGACAGUUGUGGAAGUAUUGGGCAACACCGGUAUGUUUUCGGCUAUAUUCUUGGGCUGCCCGGCCUCGCACUUCGCAGAACUUCCGCCUACUAAUGAGAAUGGCUUGAGUUUUCAAUCAUCGUGCAGUGCAAACUGUGCUUGCACAAUGAAAAGAUUUACGCCUAUCUGUGGUCCCGACAAUAACACCAAUUACUUCUCCCCCUGUUUUGCCGGAUGUCAACCAAACUCAUUGAUUCAGUCAACCGACGGACUAAAUCAAUACUCGAUGUGUGGGUGCAUUAAAGGCCAGGGAAUGGCUACUGAAGCAUUCUUCCCGUACCCACUGGUGUACGGACUGGUAGCGGACGCCUCGUGUAAGCUAUGGGAGUCUAAGUGCGGCAAAAAGGGUAACUGUUGGGUGUAUGACACCGACAAGUUUAGGAUAUAUAUGCACGGACUCACUGUUACCUUAUAUUGUAUGGCUUCUCUAUUUGAUGUAUUUGUGAUUUUUAUGUCGAAGAGAAUCAGGAAUUUAUACGAUGAAGAUGAGGACAGGGAGGCUAAGGAUAUCGAUAAGUAUACUGUUCAAUACGGGUACCCUGGUCUAAUAUGGAUUUUAAUAAUCAUAUUCUCGAUACUGAACUCAAUUCUGUGGAAAUACUUCAGUGACUCGAGUGGUGACGGAGUUUUCGAUGGCCUGCGAUAUAUGGUGCGGACACUGACCGGACAGUCAGUCAAAAGAGACCGAGUGGACAGCUAUGAAAGGCAACUCCAGAUCACUAGA